GUGACAGCGAGAUUGUAAAUAAUAUGUACGAGACCGACCCCGAUCUCCUUGCUGGAGAAAGCGCAGAGGAGGAAACUGAGGACAGUAUAAUGUCCCCCAUCCCUGUGGGACCUCCGUCACCCUUCCCCACCAGUGAGGACUUCACUCCCAAGGAGGGCUCACCCUAUGAAGCUCCCGUCUACAUUCCUGAUGACAUUCCAAUCCCACCAGAUUUUGAACUCAGAGAAUCUUCGAUCCCAGGGGCAGGGCUAGGGAUUUGGGCCAAAAAGAAGAUUGAAGUUGGGGAAAGAUUUGGACCCUAUGUGGCAGUGCAGAGGAGCACAUUAAAGGAAACAAACUUUGGAUGGGAGCAAAUACUGACUGAUCCCGAGGUGACCUCCCAGGAGGGCAAUAUAAAAAAGAUUCCCGAUGCCCUGGGCACUGAGAAGUUCUGUGGUGAUGCCAGCCAGGGCGGGGCUGGGAACUGGCUGAAGUACAUCCGAGUGUGCUGCUCGUCUAUUAUAAAGUUAUUAAAGAGAUUGAGCCGGGGGAAGAGCUCCUGGUGUGCCUGAAGGAAGGAGGUUAUUCCCUGGGGAACAUGGCACCCAGCAUGGAAGAGGAGCCCUCAUUCCGCUGUGAGGACUGUGAUGAGCUGUUCCAGUCCAAGCUGGACCUGCGGCGCCACAAGAAGUACGGCUGUGGGGCCGUGGGGGCCCUCUACGAGAGCCUCAGCGACGACAUCAAGCAGGAAGGCCUUGGGGAUGGACAGGUCUACGAGUGCAAGGACUGUGAGAGGAUGUUCCCCAACAAAUACAGCCUGGAGCAGCACAUGGUGAUCCACACCGAGGAGAGGGAGUACAAGUGUGACCAGUGUCCCAAGGCUUUCAACUGGAAAUCCAACCUGAUUCGUCACCAAAUGUCUCACGACAGUGGGAAACGGUUUGAAUGUGAAAACUGUGUUAAGGUGUUUACGGACCCCAGCAACCUCCAGCGGCACAUCCGCUCGCAACACGUGGGCGCGCGGGCCCACGCCUGCCCCGACUGCGGCAAGACCUUCGCCACCUCCUCGGGCCUCAAGCAGCACAAGCACAUCCACAGCACUGUCAAACCUUUCAUAUGUGAGGUCUGUCACAAGUCCUACACGCAGUUCUCCAACCUGUGCCGCCACAAGCGGAUGCACGCAGACUGCCGCACCCAGAUCAAGUGCAAGGACUGCGGGCAGAUGUUCAGCACUACCUCCUCCCUCAACAAGCACCGGCGCUUCUGCGAGGGCAAGAACCAUUACAGCCCCGCCGGCAUCUUCGCCCCCGGCCUCCCCCUCACGCCCACCUCCAUCAUGGACAAAUCCAAGCCCUCUCCCAACCUCAACCACGCCAGCCUGGGCUUUAAUGAGUAUUUCCCGUCCCGCCCGCACCCUGGCGGGCUCCCGUUCUCGCCAGCACCUCCAGCAUUCCCCGCCCUCACCCCGGGAUUUCCUGGGAUUUUUCCACCUUCUCUGUACCCCAGGCCCCCCUUGUUACCGCCCACACAGCUGCUCAAAAGUCCCCUCAACCACACUCCGGACGCGAAGCUCCCCAGCCCCCUCGGGAACCCGGCGUUGCCCCUGAUCUCCGCAGUGAGCAACAGCAAUCAGGCUCCUUCAGGGGAGGAGAAAUGUGAAAGCAGCCUGGAAAACUCCUACCUGGAGAAGCUAAAAGCCAGGAACAGUGACAUGUCCGAUGGCAGUGACUUUGAGGAUGUCAAUACGACCACGGGCACAGAUCUGGACACCACGACCGGCACGGGCUCUGACCUGGACAGUGACGCGGAGAGUGACAGGGACAAAACGAAAGACAAGAGCAAACAAAUGGAGACCAAGCCAGAUUUUGUCAGCAGCUCGGUGUCUGCCAGCUCCACCAACACCACGAGCGAGAUCCCUCUCUUCUAUUCUCAGCAUUCCUUCUUUCCUCCCCCCGAGGAGCACCUGCUGCCCGCCACGGGCGCUGCCAAUGACUCCAUUAAAGCUAUCGCCUCCAUCGCAGAGAAGUAUUUUGGGCCUGGCUUUAUGGGCAUGCAGGAGAAAAAGAUGGGUUCGCUCCCGUAUCAUUCCAUGUUCCCCUUCCAGUUCCUCCCCAAUUUCCCCCACUCCCUCUACCCUUUCACGGAGCGGACCCUCAACCACAACUUGCUGGUCAAGGCAGAACCAAAGUCACCCAGGGACCUCCACAAAGUCGGUGGCACCAGCUCGGAGUCCCCCUUCGAUCUCACCACGAAGCCAAAAGAGAUUAAGCCAAUCCUGCCGCCCCCCAAGGUCCUCCCAGCCCCGUCCUCAGGGGAGGAGCAGCCACUGGAUCUGAGCAUUGGCAACCGCAUCCGAGCCAGCCAGAAUGGAGGGAGAGAGCCACGGAAAAACCACAUUUAUGGGGAGAGGAAGCUGAUGGCAAGUGAGGUCUUACCUAAGAUUUCCCAGUCCCAGCUGCCUCAGCAGCCUUCCCUGCACUACGCUAAGCCAUCGCCCUUUUUCAUGGACCCCAUCUACAGCAGGGUGGAGAAGCGGAAGGUGACAGACCCCGUGGGUGCCCUCAAGGAGAAGUACCUGCGACCCUCCCCGCUGCUUUUUCACCCCCAGAUGUCAGCCAUCGAGACGAUGACAGAGAAACUGGAGAGCUUUGCAGCCAUGAAGGCCGACUCUGGCUCGUCCCUGCAGCCCCUUCCCCACCACCCCUUCAACUUCAGAUCGCCGCCGCCAACGCUCUCCGACCCCAUCCUGCGCAAGGGCAAGGAGCGCUACACCUGCAGGUACUGUGGCAAGAUCUUCCCACGCUCAGCCAACCUGACGAGGCACCUGCGGACACACACUGGGGAGCAGCCUUACAGGUGUAAAUACUGUGACAGGUCAUUCAGCAUUUCCUCCAACCUGCAGAGGCACGUCAGGAACAUCCACAACAAGGAGAAGCCAUUCAAGUGCCACCUGUGCAACAGGUGCUUUGGGCAGCAGACCAACCUCGACAGGCACCUGAAGAAGCACGAGCAUGAAAAUGUUCCAGUGAGCCAGCACUCCGGAGUCAUCACCAACCACCUCGGGACCAGCGCCUCCUCCCCCAACUCGGAAUCAGACAACCAUGCACUUUUAGACGAAAAAGAGGAUUCCUAUUUCUCAGAAAUCAGAAAUUUUAUUGCCAACAGCGAGAUGAAUCAAGCGUCGGCUUUAGCAGAUAAAAGGCCAGAAAUCCAGGAUAUUGAUGGCAAUUCCCAGUGCCACGGACUGGCAAACGAGAAGGCAGAAGAUGUGGACGAUGAGGACGAAGAACUGGAAGAGGAAGAUGAUGACAGCCUGACUGGGAAGUCCCAGGACGAGACGGCGUCGCCCACGGCAGAGCCGCGGGGAGCGUUCGAGGAUGAGGAGGAUGAGGAGCCCACGUCUCUCACCAUGAGCUUUGACCACACCCGAAGGUGUGUUGAGGAGGACGAAGCCGGCCUGUUAGAUUUGGAGCAGAUGCCGAAUUUUGGGAAGGGGCUGGAUCUCCGCAAAGCGGCCGAGGAAGCCUUUGAAGUUAAAGAUGUGUUUAAUUCCACCUUAGACUCUGAGGCAAUAAAACAGACUCUGUACAGGCAGGCUAAAAACCAGGCUUAUGCAAUGAUGCUGUCCCUGUCUGAGAACGCUCCCCUCCACACGUCCUCCCAGAGCUCUCUGGGGGCUUGGCUGGACAUGGCAGGAGCAGCUUCAGAGUCGGGGACCUUUAACCCCAUCAACCACCUCUGAGAGGUCCACAAGGCACUGGCCAGAGCCCAGGUGAGGCAGUGGUGGUGCUGCAGCCAUCCCAGCAAAAUCCCAGCGAGCAGAAGAUGGAUGAGAGGGCCUCAGGGAGUCGUCUGGACUUUGGGCUGAGAAGGAAACCUGUCCCAUCUGACCCACACGCCCUGCAUUUUUAUCUCUCUAGAGUUUUCCUUUCUAAUUUAUCACAAUGAACCUCUCCCAAACUGGAUAACCCCGAAGCAGCCCCAGGAAUUUCACAGCCUGUAGGAACAGCAUGAGCAAGACACGAAUUGCAGCAGUGCAAUCAAAGAUUGGCCCCCUCCAACCUUCGAAACUGAGGUCACUGAGCCAGCACAGCCUGAGCAGGAAUGACAGCUUGGAACCACAGGGCAGCAUUUCCUUCCCAUCCAGCUGAAUGAAGCACCAAGGGAAGAGAGCCAGGUGUGACCUGUCCCUGGUGCAACUGUGACACAGCCACUGGAGUUAUGCCAGGGAAAGACAAAUCCAACCCACUAAACUGACCCCCCAAAAGAAUUCUGCACUCCCACAGAAACUCCAUCCUGUCCUUUGCUCCCAGCAAAGCUCCUCCAAGGUGAGGCCACAUUGCCUGCAGUGAGCCACAUGCAGCUCCCAGCCUGGAACGGUGCUGGGGUUGGGGUGACAGAUGUGUCACACGGACAUGGAUGUGCCCUGAGCUAGGCUGGCAGAGCUCCCUGCCCUUCCUGGGAGUGCCUGGGACACAGCCAGGCUGGUGGAGCUCCUGAAAAUGCUUGGAUUUGCCCAAGCAGAGAGGUCACAGGGUAAAGGCUUCCCGUGUUGUGAAUAAGGAAAUGUGUGCUGGGCAAAGCCAGGGCAGCUCAGACACGUCUCUGCUGGUGUGUCAGGGUUUCAGAGUGACAUCAUCCUGUGCUGGUGGUAUCUGUGGCACAGAUCUCUGAUUCACACCGUUGUUUUGGCCUGGUUUUUCCCUCUGUGCCACCUGCUGCUGCUUGGCCUGGAAUUUAAGUAGAAAGAUGAACAUUUCCAUGAUCCAGCAACCUCAAGGGUGCAGAGCAUGGAGAUAAGAAUCCAGCUGUCUUUCUGACUCAAAUUUCUCACAGAGAUUUCAUGAGUGAUUUCCAAUCACUACCAAACCUCAUCUUGUCUACUGAUACACAGCAGCCUCCACAAAUCCUGUGGGCUUUGUGUUGUUCUCUCCUGUUGGAGCAGGGAAUUUGGAGAUGACAUUCCUUUUUGGAAUGGUUAGGAAAGCCAUGGAAAAGGUCAAAUAGAGGGUUCUAAGCCAGUCUAGUGUGGGAAGACUCAUUCCAGCAGGCCAAAACAACAGAAUCAGCUCCCUAAGCAAAGCAGAGUCAGAGUUGGGUGUGACACCUUUGCAAGUCAGCUUUGCACCCAAGAGCACGUGUGGGGCUGAUUUUGGGGAGCUUUCCCCACAGGAAAGCAUCCGGGGUGGCUUUGGUACACAGGGAACAAAAGGUAACUUAGCAGCACCAGUGUGUUUUCCCAAGAAAAUUCACCCUCCCCUUUUUGGUUUUCCACAACAUCCUGUGAAAGUGCCCAAGGCUCUGAGAGCACCAGGCGGUGUGACCGAGCUGCUUCUUGUAUUUGCACAAAGCUCCUGGGUAGGAGAGAGCCAACCCUGCUGAGGGAAUCCCAGCUCUGUGGAGGAGAGGGACAGCCCUGUCCCAUCCCAUUGAUCCCAUCCCAUCCCAUUAUCCCAUCCCAUCCAUCCCAUCCCAUGGAUCCCAUCCCAUCCCCACAGGCUGCAGCACAGCCCUGCCCAGGCACUUGGCCUUUAAAUUAUUCCCACAGGGGCCAACAUGAAAAUAAUAAAAGAAUUCUUUCUUUUCCUAAUGGAAGCUAUUUUAAUCUGUAUAGAACUUCUCAUUUUGGGCUAAUUCCUUUCUGAUUUUAUUUCUUCCUUAACAGUAUUUGUUUUUUACAUUAGCUAUCAUUCUUGUGAAGAAACCAUGUUAAUAUGAGUAUGUAGUGAAGGACCAAAAUGGUGCUGCUGAGGUUGGGUGUGGGAUGAGCAGGGAGCAGGAAGAUUUUGUCCAUGUGCCAAAUGAGCCCAUCAGUGCUGCCAGUGGUGCUGCUCAUCUCCAGACAAUCAUCCCUCAGCUCCCCUUUGCCUUGGAGCUCCUGGGCCAUCACAGGAAGGUUCCAGUGAUUGGGAGGAGGAGGAGGCCAGUGGAGAUGCUGGCCCUGCUCCAGAAGAACAUGGGAACAGCCUUAACCAUGGGGAUGGAUCCAUCCUGUCCCUUUCCAGCUGCAGCUCCAGGACUCCUGGUUUGUUUGGAACAAACCACAUGUCUGAGCAUCUCUCUGCCAUGCUGGAACAGGAUCUGUGGGAAGCAGUGAGUGUUUGUGUGCUCUGACCAUGGUUUGUUCACCUUGAAGAAACCUCAGGGCAGGUCAGCAUCACACUCCACAGAGCAGCUGAGGGAGUGGCACUGAGCUGGACACCAAAAUGUGGCCAAUACUAAGGAAUGCAGGUGUUACUGUGGGGAUUUAUUUGGGGUAUUUAUGGUUUCCCUGUCCCUCUCUCAGCCCUGCUGCAGGUUGUGUCAUUUCUCCAGAAGCAGUUGGUCAGGUCCUUUCUCUGACUGAGCUCACACUCUCACUGUCCCCCUCCCCAGGCUCAUCCUGGCUCUCCAUGGAUCUCCUGAGGGCCCCUGGCCAAGGAGGUGUUAUCCAGCCAGGGAUUGAGGACAUUAAAUUAUAGGAUUUAAAAUCAUGAUUUUUUUUUUUCUUUUCAUAUUUCCUAAUUCAGUUUCUUCCCAUUUUCUCUAGCUUGUGUUGCUGAAUCUCCCAAUUCCUCUAAUUUAGCACUGAUUACAAGUUUUAAUUUUUCCCAUUAAGAUAAAGAAACAGGGAGCCUCACAUAACUUCUGUUAACCUCUACCUUUUGUUGCAUUGCACUUGGGAUGUGCUGCAGCUCACAUUCCAAGUGCAAUCCAACAAAAGGUAGAGCUGUGGAGGUGCAGGUGUGGAGGUUCCAUUUUGCUGCAGGUGUGGAGGUUCCAUUUUGCUGCUUUAGCAGAGAAUCUCACCUUUUCAAGGCUGCUUCCUGAGAGGUUUGUGUCCAGGAUGUUCUGCUGCCUUCCCAGUGCUGGGGAAGCUCUGGGAGCUUUGGUGAGACAUGGAGCUGUGGUGUCCAAGCCCAUGGACACGCUGGGAUCCAGGGCAGGUGAGGGUGGCAGGGAUGGGAAGUGGCUGUGGUGUGUCCAGGGUGUGGUUUAAACCCAGAGCUUUGUGUAGGAUCUAUUUAUUUAAAGUAUUUUCACAGCUGCAACAGCACAGAGGGGAGAAGGAGAAGUCCUGGGGGUUUUUGGAGUGGUCAGGUGGGGCUGGGAGCUGCACAGGGCUGAAGUUUUGGUUCUCCAUGAAGAGCAGAGCUUUGGCCAGAGCUGAACCUUCCUGCCUGAGCUGGUCAGGGAGGAGGAUGUGGAUCUUGUGUCAGUGCAUUCCUUGCUUCCCACCAGCUCAGAGCUGGAGGUUGUGAUCUCUCUGGUUGGGAGCUCUCCGGUGGGAUGAGCUGAGGUUCUCCCAUGGGAUGUGCUGAGGUGCCACGUCCAGGUCCAGGUCCAGGUCCUGCAGGACACAUUGAGGCACCCAGUUCUCCUGCUGGGCUGCUGGCUUCUUCCCUGGGAUGUUCCCUUUGGUGCUCAGGCUGCUCUGGGUGCCUUUCCAAGGUGUCCCAGGCCAGCAGGCCAUGCUGAGCACCACGGGGACAUCAAUGCAUGGAACCCCAAACAGAGCUGAACAAACACAGUGGGUGUGCUCAGCUGAUUCUGGCACAAACACCCUGCAGGGCUCCUGUCCUCCCUCACACAGACAGAGGAAGCUUUUCCCCCUCCCCAAUCAGCACUUAGGCCCUCAGUGGCUGCUCUUGGGAGCCUUUUGGAAGCACUUGCACAAUGAGGUGAACGAGUUUGGCGCUGAGCAUCAAAGCACUGGAUCGUGAGCCCCCCGUGCCCCCCGGCCAAGCCAAUCUGCUGAAUUCCCACUCGGUUUUUACGUGCUGUACUGUGUGUGUGUGUGUGUGUGGCGGGGGGCAAGGGGGUCAGGGAUCCCCCCUGCCCCUUUUUUGGGGGGGAUCCUGACCCUUGGGGACAGCGCUGUCCCCAAGGGCAGGAGUGGCAUCGCUUGGGGUCAGUGCUGGCAGCACAAGGGCACAAAAUGCUCUGCUCCUCGCUGGUGGUCAGUAGUGUUCUCACAAAGCCAUGAAACUUCUCCGUAGUGUUGAGUGAAACUGUGACUAAAAAACGUUCUUGAAUGAUUCCGAGGUUUCUUUUUUUUCCUCUUUCUUCUGUCGUUAAUUCUUAUUACCACUUUGGAAGAAGAAAUUUAAAAAUAAAAUUUAAAAAAAAAUAUUAAAAAAAAUUUAAAACUUAAAAAAAAAGAACGAAAAAGAAAAAAAAGGCAGCUUUGAUUUUCCAAAUGUGCAAUUCACAUGUGAACAAAGUAAUUCUGAAAGUAAUUCUCAGUGUAUUUUACAUUCUCAUUGCUCUCUUCAAAGCAAGAGAUGUUUUGCCCUGAUGUCAUUUCCAGCCUGCAGAAGAUGUAAUUUAAAACAUAUAUAUAUUGUGCUUGCAAGAAUCAUAAAUCUGUGCAUCCUAUGUCAUUCCUUUUCCCAUUGUUACAAUACAGAUAUGAUUUAGGUUGGAUUUUUUUUUUCCUUUAGACCUGUAUAGUGUUUUUUUAAAAUCAAUUGUAAAUGUCUGGUUUUCAUAUAAUGUUUAAAAAACAUUGAGAAAGAGGAUGGUGCUUGUUCCAUAUCAUUCUUGAUUGUAUAUUGCUUCUGUUAUGUUUAUAAGUAAACUGUGCAUGACUUGUGUUUAGCAGUCAUUAUUGUGUCCGUUUGUGAAAUUUUUAUUAAAAAGAAAAAAUUCCGUAGAUGCACUUAUUGUAUAUGUGAUUAGAUUUUGCGUCCGAGGCUCGAAGCCUUGAACUGCCAAGGAAGAAAGAAAAAGUGUUGGCAGUUAUUAAUUAAUAUGGAAUCGCUUUGUUGGGAGCAUAAUGAAAUAAAAGAUAUGAAGUGUAGAAAAUAAUUAAAAAAAAGGCAAUUUUACAAAUUUCAUUUUGAUGCUUGUGAUAAAAGACAAAUGUACUUGUGUAGAGAAAUUCCUUUAAAAUAAUGAAUAGAAAAAGCUGAUUUUGAGGUUAAUGCUGUAGAAUAGGAAUGUAUACCAAAUGUAAUCUUUCCAAUGCUACAAUGAAUUUAUACAUGAGAUUGAUAUGCAAUAAACCUGUGUGCUUUUAUAA
Messenger RNA from Zonotrichia albicollis (white-throated sparrow), 8983 nucleotides. The record is from RefSeq and is a predicted model, not a curated record. NCBI's taxonomy places the organism in Eukaryota, Metazoa, Chordata, Aves, Passeriformes, Passerellidae.